UUUGUGUUCUUUGUCAUAAUAGCCAUGAACGGCAAGCUCUUUUUGGCGACCUUAGCCAUAGUUCUAAUUGCUACACUAGUCAGCCCUCGACCUGAACCAGACCAGCAAUAUCACCAACAUGAACAAGAUGGGCAAUCUAACCAAUAUGAAGUACUUCCAAUUCUUGAUGCAGUUGGACCUGAGAGCUUAGCUUUCGACAAACAUGGAGAGGGGCCGUACACUGGUGUUUCUGAUGGUCGGAUAAUCAAAUGGCAGCGUAACGAGAAUCGGUGGAUCAACUUUGCUGUGACAACUCCUCACAGACAUGGUUGCGAAGGCGCACAAGAUCAUGAUGACACUGAAUUUAGGUGCGGGCGAACAUUGGGAUUAAGUUUCAAUCACAAGACUGGCGAUCUUUAUAUUGCAGAUGCAUAUAUGGGUCUCUUAGUCGUUGGCCCAAAUGGUGGAUUGGCUACGCCACUGGCAAAAGAAGCCCAAGGAGUUCCUUUCAAGUUCACAAACGGUGUGGUUGUCGAUCAAAGAAGCGGUGUAGUAUAUUUUACAGACAGCAGCACGAAAUUUCAAAGAAGGGAUUAUAUGUCGAUAAUAUUUAGUGGUGACAAUUCAGGAAGGCUAAUGAAAUUUGACCCAACAACCAAGAAAGUAACAGUUCUUCUGCACAAUCUCAUGUUUCCAAAUGGAGUGGCCUUGAGCAAAAAUGGUGACUUUCUUCUCAUUACCGAGACAACAAAUUGCAGAGUACUGAAGUUUUGGCUCGAUCCCUCGAAGGCUGGCAGAGUUGAAGUCUUUGCAAAUCUUCCAGGAAUCCCAGAUAACAUCAACAGGAACCAAAAAGGGGAAUUUUGGGUUGCAAUUAAUUCAAGAAUUGGGUCAUUUAAUAAAAAGCAGUCUUCGGAUUUAAGCGGAGCUCACUCAUCAUUAGCCAAUGAUUAUUAUGGUUUUGGAUUGGCACUUAAAUUAAGUGAGAAAGGUGAUGUGUUGGAGGCAUUAGAAGACAAAAACGGAGAGACAUGGAUGUAUGGUAGUGAUAUAGUCGAAAAAAAUGGGAAUUUGUGGAUAGGUUCUGUCAUAGUAUCUUAUGCUUUCAAAUUGAAAAUUUCCAAGUAGUAUGAAUUACUGAGAUGAAAAUUAUAAUUGCUUCUUUUGAACAAAAUACUGUUUGU
This is a messenger RNA of Coffea eugenioides, 1163 nucleotides long. RefSeq names its product protein STRICTOSIDINE SYNTHASE-LIKE 2-like. Gene Ontology annotation, biological process: biosynthetic process. The record is from RefSeq and is a predicted model, not a curated record. NCBI's taxonomy places the organism in Eukaryota, Viridiplantae, Streptophyta, Magnoliopsida, Gentianales, Rubiaceae. The coding region runs from base 25 to 1107 and encodes 360 amino acids. Gene Ontology annotation, molecular function: strictosidine synthase activity. The transcript is spliced from 3 exons.